CCCCGCCCCUCACUGACCCUCCGCUCGGACACACUCAAACAAGCAACAAGCUGAGAGCUCACACAUACAAACUCAUAGUGUGGGAUUAACAAGAAGAACACUUGAGUCAUCGAGGAUUUUCUGUUUCUUGGGAAUUAGGAUGGGGAGCUUGUAUAAAGAAGAGCAGAAUGACUGGUUGACAGUCUGUCUCAAGUACCUUCUUUUCGUCUUCAACUUCCUGUUCUGGAUGGGUGGAGGGGUUGUGAUGGGAGUAGGGAUCUGGACUCUGAUUGAUAAAGGAGAUUACUUGAGCCUGCUUGCCUCCAGCACAUUUGCCGUUUCUGCCUAUAUCCUCCUGCUGGCUGGUGGCCUGGUCAUGGUCACUGGCUUCCUUGGCUGUUGUGCCGUCAUACGUGAGCAGAGGGGACUCCUUUCCAUGUACUUCUCCUGUUUGCUGGUGAUAUUCCUGAUUGAGCUCAUUGCUGGAGUUCUAGCAUAUGUGUAUUAUCAGAGGCUAAGUGAGGAGCUGAAGCAGCACUUGAGUAAGACAAUGACGGAGAACUAUGCUCAGCCAGGGAAGGAGGGCAUCACUAAGGCAGUGGACCAACUGCAGCAGGACUUUAAGUGCUGUGGAAGCAAUAACUCCUAUGACUGGCAGCACAGUGUGUACAUCCUGUCCUCAGAAUCUGAAAAACGGCUGGUUCCUGAUAGCUGCUGCAAGACCAUAACCCUUCGCUGUGGCAGGAGAGACCACCCUUCCAACAUCUACAAAGUAGAGGGAGGCUGUAUUACUAAGCUGGAACAGUUCCUGGCUGACCACCUGCUCAUCAUUGGUGCUGUGGGGAUUGGUGUGGCCUGUCUACAGUUAGCAGGAGCACUGUUGACUGCCUGCUUUAUAUAUCUACUUUAUAAAGAAGAGGAAGAAGACUUCUCUGAUGUUUAAAUGAAAAGUGCCACUAUUUGGCUCCUCAACAGUCAAGUGGGCAUAAGAUCUGUGGGAUGGUGUUUACUUGUUGCUUGCACAGACGGAUAAGGCUUGACCUUUACUGACCCGAUCAGCAGGAGCUUUAUGGGUCACCUCAACUGCUUGCUGCCAGUCCACACACUUGUUUUUUCAUUCCUUUUUUUCUUUUCCUCUCCUAAACUGCAUGAGUAUGUUCUCUCUCUAGUAUGGUCAUAUAUGAAUAUGCCUUAUUCCUUCUCAGAAAUCUCCUAUUUAUAUAUUCUUUCAGUCAUAUAUGUAUUUAUUUCCGAGGAUCUUGCCUCUUCACUGUAAGUCUCAGCAAGAAUCGGUGUAGGUACAUGCAGGUAUCCUUUUUACAUGCAAAAAAAUGACUUUUUAUAUCUUACAGAAAGAAAAUCUUUGUCCCUUCAAAAAAGCAAAAAAAUUGAUUUUCUCGUGAACACUGUGUAUGUUUAAGUCUAUACCCUAUAAUAACUUUAGAUUGUAUUUUUUUUAUUUUUAUUAAUGAAUAGAAGUCAUAUUAAGGUCGUGUGAUGCACUCUAAAAAUCUAAGUAUCUUAGAUUUUUUUCACAUGAACUAUGAAUAAUCUGUUUAGGUUUUGUUGUAUAUGCUCUGCUAAUGCAAUGGACAUAGAGAAAAAAAAACUACUGAGAAGCUAUAGAGAAAUAACAGGGAUUUCGAGAUUAUAGCAUACUCUAUUAGCACUCUAAGAUGCCUUGCCUAAGAAUUCACCCAACUUUUUCUUUAUUUUGCAGUGUUACAAUGUAAAUCUGGAAUUGACUUUAUGGGGACAUUUAUUAUUUCAUUUAAACAAUAGACUUAACAUUCAAAAAUGCAUAAAUAAUCAUUCAUUCUGACAAAAGAAAAAUGCAUAUAUUCUUUAGUUACAUGAGUAUUCACCCCCCGGGUCAGUACUUGCUUGAACCACCUUGGAUGGCAAUCAUACAUUUUAGCCACAGUUCUGUAUCAGAUCAAGGUCUGGGCUUUGACUUGAUCAUUUUAACACAUUUUGGUUCUUGCUGUUGAGCUACAGUACUCCACUGCAGUAUGUUUGAGGGUGUUGGAUAUUUGGAAUGCAAACCUCUGCAAACCUUUAGCCCUGAACAGUCUUCUAGUCCUUGUACAUGAAACAAGCUACCACCACCAAGCUUCACAGUGGUAGUGGUAAUCUCCAAACGAUAAGAUGUGUUAAAAAUUUUAAUUAUACAUUGUCCCUCUUUAUUCCAUUUCAUUUUCAGGUUGUAACACUAUGAAAUGUUGAAAACCCCACAUGUAGCGCAAGGCGCGGUAUUUUACAAGUAGUAUUAAAAGAAGACAUAUAUUUAGA
This is a messenger RNA of Silurus meridionalis, 2271 nucleotides long. RefSeq names its product tetraspanin 11 (gene tspan11). The coding region runs from base 140 to 922 and encodes 260 amino acids. The transcript has 9 exons. The record is from RefSeq and is a predicted model, not a curated record. NCBI's taxonomy places the organism in Eukaryota, Metazoa, Chordata, Actinopteri, Siluriformes, Siluridae. Gene Ontology annotation, cellular component: membrane.